Cimex lectularius (bed bug) is the source of this 1895-nucleotide messenger RNA. Its product is annotated as motor neuron and pancreas homeobox protein 1-like. Gene Ontology annotation, biological process: regulation of DNA-templated transcription; spinal cord motor neuron cell fate specification; neuron projection morphogenesis. The transcript is spliced from 3 exons. The coding region runs from base 271 to 915 and encodes 214 amino acids. Lineage: Eukaryota; Metazoa; Arthropoda; Insecta; Hemiptera; Cimicidae. Gene Ontology annotation, cellular component: nucleus. The record is from RefSeq and is a predicted model, not a curated record. Gene Ontology annotation, molecular function: DNA-binding transcription factor activity, RNA polymerase II-specific; sequence-specific double-stranded DNA binding.
AUUAUGGAAAUAGCCGUGGAGUUGAAAAGUAUUUAGUGUUAAAUGGUUAGAAAUGUCCGAGGAAUCGUGGUAGGGGAUCGAGGGUGUUAAAUGUACGCCGGGGAGAGUUGUAUGUAAUAAUCUGUCGGAAAGUGGCUUGUGGUAUGGGAAGAUUAGUUGAUAUGAGGUCGGUAGGGGUGGAGCCCCGCCUCCGGCACCGCCCUCCCGUCACUACGAGCCGGGGGCGGCCGCGGCGAAACGAAGCAGUCGAGUGGGCCGCCAGUGGCAGGAAUGUCCGCCUCGAGUGAAGGUGUCGUCAAGCGGCCUUCCUUCUGCAUCGAGUCCCUUCUGGGCGAGGAUGCGACAGGCAGCGAAGGCAGCAUCUCCCCGGGCAGCGAGAUCGUCCAGCCGACUUCUUUCAGCCGGCAGAGCCCUGGCAACCAGAUGCAGCCAGCGGCACCGGCUUCUCAACCACCUCCUCUAUCCGCCUUUACACCUCUGUACAACAAAAAACAAGCGAGCCUUCAUCAGCUGCAGCUCGAAUGGCUCGCGAGGACCGGCAUGUUGUAUGCAGCACCAAGGCUUCAUUUACCAGAAGCACACCAUAGCCUUUUGGGGAAAACAAGAAGGCCCAGGACGGCAUUCACCUCUCAGCAGUUAUUAGAAUUAGAAAAACAGUUUAGGCAAAACAAAUAUCUCUCCAGGCCGAAGAGAUUCGAAGUGGCCACCUCCCUCAUGCUCACCGAAACACAGGUCAAAAUAUGGUUCCAAAACAGGAGAAUGAAAUGGAAAAGGAGCAAGAAAGCCCAGGCGGAGGCAAAAAGCCCCAAGGAAGAACAUCAGCAGGAGAAACCGACGCGGGAGGAGAGGUCGCCUUCGGGCAUGCUACAACCGACGACUGAGGACACCCACUUAUACAGGCCGUACGUCGCUUGAUACUCCGGUGGACCUGUGAAGACAAAUUUGGAAGAAAUUCACUUUUGAUUUCCAGUAAAGGCGCCCAGACAAUCGUCUUUUUCGGUUUUAAUUAGGAGUUCUGAGACUGGAAUUUCCAGACUGGGGAGGGGGGUCGACCGAUGGACACCCAGCAAAGAUAUCCGAUAAGAGUACCAAACGUGCUUUUUUUUAAAUCAAAUUUCAUUUGACUAUUCAUCUUUGAUUUUGGUUUUCUGCUCAAUUUUUAUUCUGAUGAUGUUUUUUGGAGACUCCAUCUUUAACUCUUUCUUGUUAAUUUUUCCUUUUAUUGUUACCACCUUUUGACGUGUUAGUUCUACAGAAACUAUUCUUUUUUUCUCAUAAUUUUUCUGUUCUUAUUCGUCAUUUUAACAUUGAUCACUCGGAUAAUUGAAAUUUCUUAUUCACUCCUUGAGAACAUUUUAUUGCACUUUGAUAUUGCUCAUCAUCAUAUGUGUUUUGCAUUAUUCUUCUUUUAAUUUACCUAAUUAUGAUGAUAUUGGUGUUACAACACAGAAAAAAACCCGCAGUGACUUCAUACAGUUACUACUACAAUUCUGAUUUAUGGUUUAUAAUCAGUAAUUUUUGUUCAUACACCAAAGGCCAAGAGAUAAAAUUUCCAUCCUGUAAUGAAACAAUCAGAAAGCUCGUUUUUUUUUUUUUUUUUUUUAAUUACUCGUGUACGAUCCCCUUUUCGAUUCAUUCGAGGGAUUAAACAGUGUUAAGUGGUAAUGAUCUCCAUAUUACAAUAAUAUAUAAUUUUUUUCCUUAUCAUUGUGUAUAUAAAAAUAGGCAUUCCUUUAGGUCCGUUAUUGAAAUUUGUUAUUGUAAUUUGUAAAGUAAACAAUUGUACAAAAGAGAAAACAUAAGACGACUUGUAUAUAUAAGAAAUCAGUAUUGUCGUUCAAUUAACAAAAAAAUAAAUGUAUACGUUCGAAACGGCAAAAUCAUUGUAAAAAAAU